UUGAAAUGUAGGUGCUUAUUUAAGUGGUUUUGCCGAUCUGUGUCUUUUCAGAGGGCAUUUACUGUCGAUCAGUGCAUCGCCUGGGGGCUUAUUGUUCUUCCAAAUGGCAUUUUUAAUGGCGAAGUGAUUGAUGACUGGUACCAGCUUUCAGGGCAGCAGGGUGAAAGCAAAGAAGGCGUCAUCAAUCUAAUAAUUUCAUUCGCGCCGGUCGAGAUGCCGCCACCACGAACGCAACAGCGAGCAGAACAACAAAUACAGCAACCAAUGGUACUAUUCACGGAGGAAGAAGUGAAUGAAUUGCAUGCAAUGUUCCCAACAGUGGAUACAGAUGUCAUUAAGUGUAUUCUGGAGGAAAAACGAGGCAACAAAGAUGCAACCGUUACAGCAAUACUCGAAAUGACCGCUGAACACUGA
Gongylonema pulchrum is the source of this 414-nucleotide messenger RNA. The record is from the annotation of a GenBank genome assembly. NCBI's taxonomy places the organism in Eukaryota, Metazoa, Nematoda, Chromadorea, Rhabditida, Gongylonematidae.